This is a messenger RNA of Engraulis encrasicolus (European anchovy), 1231 nucleotides long. RefSeq names its product P2X purinoceptor 7-like. The coding region runs from base 340 to 975 and encodes 211 amino acids. The record is from RefSeq and is a predicted model, not a curated record. The transcript is spliced from 2 exons. NCBI's taxonomy places the organism in Eukaryota, Metazoa, Chordata, Actinopteri, Clupeiformes, Engraulidae.
GUGCGCGUAGAUUCAUGCAACCCAGCGGCGCCACACCAAAGAUUUUGGCCAAAGUGAAUAAAUCACUUGAUUUCCCCAGCAAUUACUGUCUGAGCAGUGCUCUCUCGCGCAGAGUGCAAUGGACUGAGCAUAUCAACGCGGAGGGCUUGUUGUGGUCAUUUCGGUGUAGGAACUAUUUUUCGGUGCGGAAAUAUACAGCCGACGCUCACUCCGCAGAACGCAAGAGGAACCCCGCCCCCCUACUUCCCUAAACAAGUCGUGGACAAGCGUUAUCAACACACAAAUUCCUCCUGCACACAAACGUUGCUAGCCGUACUGAUCAUCCACUCAACAGUUCUGAUGGAGUUCGAAGAUUACAUAGAGGAUUACACAGACGAAGAUGAUGAUUUGGACUACCGGAAUCCUAGACCCUACCUUUACGAGCCAGUCUUCACUGAAGAGGAGAUGCGAGCUUUGGAUCAGAGAGCACCAGAUAUUCCGAUUGCUCCUGGUGAUCCCGACGAGCGAAGGAGAGCAGAUUCAAACUGGUGGUGUGAAUGUAAAACCUGUCUUCCAAUGGCUACUGAAAUGGAGUGCCUGUGCUGUGCUGAAUGGGACAAAGUACUACCAUCGAUGAGCGGCGACCAUGGCAGCGACACUACCGAAGAGGACCGCGUUUGUGUCACAACUACUGAGGAUUUCACGGCAAUGAUCCAUCCUGCAGUCCUCUCUUUCUUUUUUCGCCGGGAUAAAGUGAACUGGAAAAGGAAGAACACACCGAGUGGACCCAAUGGGCAGCUAUCUGCAGAACAGAACCGACUGGUGUCCUACCGCGUGAUUUUAGAAUGGGCUCUGAAGGGAGAAACGCUGGGAAAAGGAAAUCGGACACCACUUCCAUCAUGUGUGGUUGCAGCAAUCCGUCAGAAAUUCCCAUCGGAGUCUGGUGUCUACGCUGGUUUUCAGGAGGUACAGGAAGCCAUGGACAUAGUAUUUUAGAAAAACCAGGCCUAGUGUUUUAGUAGGUUUUCUGACAUUUAUGGCAAACUUUACAUGGCUUUGCAAGCAUAUAGGCUACAGACGAAUGUACUGGUAUUAUGUUUACAAAUAACAUGUGCAUCAUCAUUCAUAGGCUACGCCUAAUGUCUGCAGGACCCAUCUGCAUGCAAAAGUCACUUCACUUGCAAAUUUGAAGUCAACACACACCAACACUCAUUUGUAAAUAGAGAAAGUUGUUUAUUGUUUUACAAACAUG